Molecule: messenger RNA, 1416 nt
Organism: Geodia barretti
Lineage: Eukaryota; Metazoa; Porifera; Demospongiae; Tetractinellida; Geodiidae
Source: the annotation of a GenBank genome assembly
CUGUGCGUUGUCGUGGCCGGCGCGCUGCUGGUGGUGGUGGCCGGCAUGGCCAACCUCCACCGCGGCGUGGUCACGGCGCUGGGGCUGGCGGGUGUCGGCGCGGCGCUGGCGUUCACCGUGCUGCUGUGGGGCGAGCUCGACGGGAGCUGGUCGCUGUCCUCCACGGUGGACGGCGACAGCGUCACGGCGUUCUACGGCGCGCUGCAACUGGACCGGUUCGCGCUCUUCUUCAAGGGCCUGGUGACCAUCUCGGCGGGACUGGUGCUGCUGGCCUCCUACGCCUACACGCAGCGAUUCGCGGUGCGGGGACCGGAGUUCCUCAUCACCCUGUACGUCGCGCUGGAGCUCUCGACGCUGCCGCUUGUGGCGUUGGCGGCCUUCUCCGGCGGGCAGCGGGCCUCCGAGGCGGGGCUGAAGUACCUGGUUCUGGGGGCGGUCGCCUCCGCCGUCCUGCUGUACGGCAUGGCGCUCACCUUCGGCUACACCGGCAGCACGGUGCUGGAGACGAUGGCGCUCUCGGUUGGCGACGCCGCGCUGGAUGGCUCGCGGCCCUUCGGCGUGCAGGCGCUCGUGGUGGGCGUCGUGCUGAUGGUGGCGGGCUUCGGCUUCAAGGUGGCCGCCGUGCCCUUCCACGGCUGGAUCCCCGACGUCUACGAGGGCGCGCCGACGCCGGUGACGGCCUUCCUCUCGGUCGCGAGCAAGGCUGCGGGCUUUGCCGUGCUCAUGCGGGUCUUCUUCACCGCCUUCGAGCCGCUGGAGGUCGACUGGGCGCUGCUCUUCGCGGGGAUUGCCGCCGCGUCGAUGACCUUCGGCAACCUGGCGGCCAUCGCGCAGACCAACAUCAAGCGCAUGCUGGCCUACAGCACCAUCGCCCACGCGGGCUACCUGCUGGUGGGACUGGCGGCCGUGGCGUCCCGGACUAUGGACGGCGUGACCAUCGGACCGGAGACGGUGCUCUUCUACCUCGGAGGGUACGCCGUGACCAACCUGGCCGCCUUCUUCGCGGUCAUCGCCAUAGCGGACCGCACGGGCAGCGAGGGCAUACCGAGCUUCAGCGGCAUGGGGCGGCGCGCGCCGUGGCUGGCGGCCGCGCUGGCCGUGGCGCUGCUGUCGCUGACGGGCAUCCCGCUGACGGUCGGGUUCAUGGCCAAGCUCUUCGUGUUUGGCGCGGCGGUGAAGGCCGACCUGGCAUGGCUCGUGGCGGUGGGCGCGCUCAACAGCGUGGUCUCCGCCUACUACUACCUUCGCGUCGUGCGGGUCAUGUACCUCGGCGAUCCUUCCGAGGGCGAGCAGCCCGCCCGCGCCCUGCCGCUCGACCUCUCCGUGGCCGUGACUGCGCUGGCCGUCGUCGCGCUCGGCCUGUGGCCGCAGCCCCUCUUCCGCGCCGCUGAGCGGGCGGUGGAGCGGCUCUUCUAG